This is a messenger RNA of Morus notabilis, 690 nucleotides long. Its product is annotated as receptor-like protein kinase HERK 1. Lineage: Eukaryota; Viridiplantae; Streptophyta; Magnoliopsida; Rosales; Moraceae. The annotation marks the transcript as partial. Gene Ontology annotation, biological process: protein autophosphorylation. Gene Ontology annotation, molecular function: ATP binding; transmembrane receptor protein tyrosine kinase activity. The transcript has a single exon. Gene Ontology annotation, cellular component: plasmodesma; plasma membrane. The record is from RefSeq and is a predicted model, not a curated record.
AUUGGGACCGGUGGCUUCGGGAAGGUAUACAAGGGAGUUUUGAGUGAUGGGACAAAAGUUGCAGUUAAGAGAAAAAAUCCGGGGUCUCAACAAGGGCUACAAGAAUUCCGCACCGAAAUCAAGAUGUUAUUGCUAUUUCGUCACCGCCAUCUUGUUUCAUUAAUUGGUUAUUGCGAUGAAGGGAAUGAGAUGAUCUUAAUAUAUGAAUACAUGGAGAAUGGAGCACUAAGAAGUCAUUUGCAUGGCUCAGAACUCCAAACAUACCUAACUUGGAAGCAAAGGCUUGAAAUAUGUAUUGGUGCAGCUAGAGGAUUGCAUUACCUUCACACUGGCUUUGCCAAAGGAAUUAUCCACCGUGAUGUGAAGUCUGCAAAUAUUUUACUGGACGAGAACUUCAGAGCAAAAGUUGCGGAUUUCGGGCUCUCCAAGAUAGGGCCGGACAUGACUCAGGCAAAUCAUGUGAGCACGGCCGUGAAAGGGAGUUUUGGAUACUUUGAUCCUGAAUACUUUAGGAGGCGACGGCUGACGUUUAAAUCGGAUGUGUACUCAUUUGGGGUGGUUUUGUUUGAGGUACUAUGCGGAAGAGCAGCUGUGGAUUCGACCCUUCUGUCGGAAAAAAUCGGUUUAGCAGGGUGGGCAUUGAAAUUGCAGAAGAUGGAGAAGUUGGAGGAAAUCAUAGAUCCUGCUCUU